Messenger RNA from Vigna unguiculata (cowpea), 2800 nucleotides. Its product is annotated as subtilisin-like serine-protease S. The record is from RefSeq and is a predicted model, not a curated record. Gene Ontology annotation, biological process: proteolysis. Gene Ontology annotation, molecular function: serine-type endopeptidase activity. NCBI's taxonomy places the organism in Eukaryota, Viridiplantae, Streptophyta, Magnoliopsida, Fabales, Fabaceae.
ACCCUUUACCCACUAAUUCCCACUACUAUUACUCCAUGUUUCCUCAUUGCAUUACCCUCUUUUUGUUGUUAUAUAAAACAAACCUCGUUAAACAUUACCACAUGUCACACACACCUCAACCAUGAUUCUUCCUCACCUUCUUUUCUUUCCACCAAGCCUUUCUUUUAUUUUUAUUAUUAUCAUCACCCUUUUGUCAUUCUCAGAAUCUUUAAUUGGUUAAUGUCCUAUAUGCUUCUUCUUGCUGUCACUAUAUGCUUAUAUAUAUACACUGCUUUGCUUUUAGUAACCAAAGGUUGAGACUUUAACAAUGUCUUCUUCUGGUUAUGCCACAAGCAGUGCUUUGUUUUUUCUGUUUCUGGCUGUGCUUGUUGCGAAAGUUAGCUUUUGCUUCUCUACCAAGGUUUAUGUAGUGUACAUGGGAAGCAAAAGUGGGGAACACCCAGAUGACGUUCUUAGGGAAAAUCAUCAAAUGCUUGCUGCUGUUCAUAGUGGAAGCAUCGAACAAGCCCAAGCCUCUCAUGUUUAUAGCUACAAACAUGCUUUCAGAGGCUUUGCAGCUAAGCUCAGUGAUGAACAGGCUUCCCAAAUUUCAAAAAUGCCAGGAGUGGUUUCUGUUUUUCCCAAUUCUAAAAGAAAGCUGCACACAACUCAUUCAUGGGAUUUCAUGGGACUUCUGGAUGACCAAACCAUGGAGACUCUUGGUUACUCCAUCAGAAACCAAGAAAAUAUCAUCAUUGGUUUCAUAGAUACAGGAAUUUGGCCUGAGUCCCCUAGCUUCAGCGACACCGACAUGCCUGCAGUGCCACCAGGCUGGAAGGGCAAAUGCCAAUCAGGGGAAGCAUUUAAUGCCUCAUCUUGCAACAGGAAAGUGAUAGGAGCCAGAUACUACAGGAUUGGAUAUGAAGCUGAGGAAGAGUCAGAUGCGAAAAUGUGGUUCAGAUCUGCAAGGGAUAGCACUGGUCAUGGGAGCCAUACAGCGUCCAUAGCAGCAGGGAGGUAUGUGGCAAACAUGAACUACAAGGGACUGGGAGGUGGAGGAGCAAGAGGAGGUGCACCAAUGGCGAGAAUUGCUGUGUACAAGACAUGUUGGGAUUCUGGUUGUUAUGAUGUGGACUUGCUAGCUGCCUUUGAUGAUGCCAUAAGAGAUGGGGUUCACAUUUUGUCUCUUUCACUGGGUGCUGAAUCACCUCAAGGAGACUAUUUCAGUGAUGCCAUUUCUGUGGGGUCAUUCCAUGCGGCUAGUCGUGGGGUGCUGGUUGUUGCAUCAGCUGGAAAUGAAGGGACUGCUGCUUCUGCCACAAACCUUGCUCCAUGGAUUCUCACUGUUGCUGCCAGCUCAACUGAUAGGGAUUUCACUUCUGAUAUCAUAUUGGGAAAUGGUGCCAAAAUCAUGGGUGAAAGUCUCAGUCUCUUUGAAAUGAAUGCCUCCACAAGAAUAAUUUCUGCUUCUGCAGCCAAUGGAGGAUACUUCACUUCUUAUCAAUCCAGUUACUGUUUGGAAAGUUCUCUGAAUAAAACAAAGAGCAAAGGCAAGGUUCUGGUGUGUAGACAUGCAGAUAGUUCAACCGAGUCAAAGGUGCAAAAGAGCAAGAUAGUGAAAGAUGCUGGUGGAGUUGGCAUGAUACUUAUUGAUGAUAGAGAUCAAGAUGUUGCCAUCCCAUUUGUGAUCCCUUCAGCUAUUGUUGGAAAGAAAACAGGAGGACAGAUUCUAUCCUACCUCAAAACUACACGUAAGCCUGUGUCAAGGAUAUUUGGUGCAAAGACUGUUCUAGGAGCUCGUCCUGCCCCAAGUGUAGCAGCUUUUUCCUCUAAAGGUCCCAAUGCUUUAAACCCUGAAAUUCUGAAGCCUGAUGUGACAGCUCCAGGUCUAAAUAUCCUUGCAGCUUGGUCUCCAGCAGCUGGAAACAUGUUCAACAUUCUCUCCGGAACUUCCAUGGCAUGUCCUCAUGUAACAGGAAUCGCAACCUUAGUCAAAGCUGUCCAUCCUUCAUGGUCUCCAUCUGCUAUCAAAUCUGCCAUCAUGACAACUGCUACAAUAUUGGAUAAGCACCACAGACCCAUCACUGCAGAUCCAGAGCAAAGAAGGGCUAAUGCAUUUGACUACGGAUCAGGGUUUGUAAACCCUUCUAGAGUUCUUGAUCCUGGUCUCAUCUACGACUCAGAGCCUGGAGAUUAUGUUGCAUUCCUGUGUUCAAUUGGUUAUGAUCAGAGGUCACUCCAUCAAGUUACAAGAGACAACAGCACCUGUGAUAGGGCAUUCAACACAGCAUCUGACCUCAACUACCCAUCUAUUUCAGUUCCCAAUCUUAAAGAUAACUUUUCUGUUACUAGAAUUGUGACUAAUGUUGGGAAAGCAACAAGUGUUUAUAAAGCUGUAGUGUCUUCUCCACCUGGUGUUAGAGUCAGUGUUAUACCUAACCGGUUAAUUUUUACAAGAAUUGGGCAGAAAAUGAAUUUCACUGUGAAGUUCAAAAUAACUGCUCCCUCAAAAGGAUAUAAAUUUGGGUUCUUGUCAUGGAGAAAUGGGAGGUCACAAGUCACUAGUCCUUUGGUUGUCCAGGUUGCACCUGGAAUAAAAUAGGUUUCUGAGAUAGCAAUGCUUGUAUAUACCAAUAUUUAGCUUAAGAGCUUCUUUCAGAAUUGUAGUGACCAGAACAAUGAUUCCUAUUGAAAUCAUGAUGCAACAGAUGAUAGCUGCCAAAAUUAGCUCAUUGUGUGCUUGGAGCAGCAACAGUUACCAAAGUAUCCAAAGAGAUGUAUUUAAAUUACCAUGAAAUUCUUUAUUGAUCAGUUGUUGCAA